CCCUACUACUAUUUGUUUUUGGACCCUCUCCUUUCUCUCAGGCCUUUUCAGACAGUUUUGUUGGGAAAGAAAUACAGACAGAGAUACAUGGACGAAUGAAGAUGGAAGAGUCCUUCACUGCCAACCAUUGGAAUCCAUAAAUCACAUUGUUUUUGGAAACUUCCAUUGAUUCCAUUUCUCAUGGUUUGGACUUGAUCAGGAUCUGACCCCAUUUGAGUUUCAGAACCAUGCAAAUAGGUCAAACGGAUACAGCAUCAGUGAGAUGUCUUGUCAACAGCAUUUCUCGAUUCAUUCACCUGGUUUCUUGCCAAACAGUGAAAUCUGUGCCCUUUCAGAAGAUCUGUAAUAAUAUGGUUGGGGUAUUAAAGCGCUUGAAGCCGGUGCUUGAUGACGUUACAGAUUACAAAAUUUCUUUAGAUGAAAAUCUAUGUAAAGCGUGUGAACAAUUGGAUUUACGGGUUAAUGAAGCUAGAGAUGUCAUAGAAAAAUGGGGUCCAAAAAUGAGCAAGAUUCACAGUGUUUUGCAAAGUGGGACAUUGUUGAUCAAGUUGCAGAGCACUUCACUUGAUAUUUGUCACAUGAUAGUUAGAUCCUUACCAUCACCACCAUCUGCAUCAGUUUUGGCUAAUCUUCAGCUCUAUAUCCAGGAAGUUCAGUGUCUCAAGAAGGAAACAGCAAUGGUCUAUAUAGAAGAAGCGCUAAGAAAACAAAGAGAUAAUAUGGAACCUUGCCGUGAACAUCUAAAACAAAUUAUUGAGUUACUUAACUUGACUUCAGACCAGGAGCUUUUGAAAGAAUGUAUUGCUGUGGAAAAGGAAAGGUUGAACGCUGAAGUCAAUAAAAUGAAAGGGGACAUGGUAGAAAUUAAUGAAAUCGUAAAUCUUGUCCGCAAUGUAUGUGAUUAUGUCAUGACAACUGAGUGCCCUGUAAUCAAGAGUGGUGUCUCAGUCCCUUCAUACUUCCGCUGUCCAUUAUCUUCGGAACUCAUGCUGGAUCCUGUUAUUGUGGCUUCAGGUCAAACAUAUGAGAGGCAAUCCAUCCAAAAGUGGCUUGAUCAUGGGCUAACUGUUUGUCCCAGGACUCGUCAGACACUUGCUCAUUCAAUUCUUACUCCCAAUUAUACUGUCAAAGCUAUGAUAGCGAAGUGGUGCGAGGAAAAUAAUAUCAAACUUUUCUCUAACUCUGAGCAUAAUAAUUCUGCCCGUAUCACAUCCCCCUCAAAUUGUUUAUUGCCUCAAGAUGGUUUUGGCUCUUCACCAAGCAGCAAUUCAAUUUCAAGAUCAUCUCUUCAAACUGUAAAUUCAUUUGAGAAACAAAAGGGUGAUAACUCUUUCAGAUUACGUGGAGAAUACAAUGGAUGCCAAAGGGAAACAACAGAAAAGUGUGAGCAACAAUCCCCCUAUAUUCAUAGUAGAAGUGAUUCAUUAUCCAGUUCAAUUUCUAGUACUGAUUGUCUGCUUGCAGUUUCAAAAGACGUCUCAGGGAUAUCCAAUAAGCUUCAGAAUGUGUAUGUAUUGUCUGGAGAAAUCAUAAAUGUGUGUCAUGCUUCUCCUGGCCAAAAACAAUCAGGGAUAUCUCCUUGGUUAUCUGGAAAGCAAUUUGAAAUCCCUGGAUCAAAUGUAGGAGCACGGGAGAAUGGAAAUAAUUAUAAUAGUAAUACCAAUGAUAGUCGCGCAAGAGUUGAUUCCCAUCCUGUUUUGAAUUCAGGAUCAGAUGAAUUAACCACCUCAUCUCAUGUCAAUAAAUUGAUUGAAGAACUUCACAGCCAAUCAAUUGAAGCACAAACUACUGCUGCAGAAGAAUUGAGGCUCCUUACAAAGAAUAACAUGGAAAAUCGUAUCAUUGUAGGGAAGUGUGGGGCUGUAACGCCAUUAAUUUCUCUGCUAUAUUCAGACGUGAAGAUAAUACAAGUACAUGCUGUGACAGCUCUGCUGAAUUUGUCAAUUAGUGAAGACAACAAGGCCUUGAUUAUGGAGGCAGGAGCCAUAGAACCUCUUAUCCAUGUUUUGAAGACAGGAAAUGAUGGAGCCAAGGAAAAUUCUGCGGCAGCUCUAUUCAGCCUCUCUGUAAUGGAGAACAAUAAGGCAAAAAUUGGCCGUUCUGGUGCAGUUAAAGCUUUGGUGGAUCUUCUCGCCUCAGGAACUCUCAGAGGAAAGAAGGAUGCUGCUACUGCUUUAUUUAACCUUUCAAUAUUUCACGAGAAUAAAGCUCGCAUAGUUCAAGCUGGAGCUGUGAAAUUUCUGGUCCAGUUAAUGAAUACUGCUGAUGGAAUGGUGGACAAGGCUGUGGCACUUCUGUCAAACCUGUCAACAAUAACCGAGGGCCGAUCAGAAAUUGCUAGGGAAGGUGGCAUCCCCUUACUAGUUGAGAUUAUUGAAUCAGGUUCUCAGAGAGGAAAGGAAAAUGCUGCCUCCAUUCUCUUGCAAUUAUGCCUUCAUAGUUCCAAGUUCUGUACUCUAGUUUUGCAAGAAGGAGCUGUACCUCCGUUAGUUGCGUUAUCUCAAUCUGGUACACCAAGGGCAAAGGAAAAGGCACAACAGCUUCUCAGUCAUUUUCGUAAUCAGCGGGAAGGAGCUACUGGGAAGGGAAAAACAUGAAGAUAGUCAAUUUUAUCAUUCAUUGCCUCUUUUUAUAGCCAAGUAACUUGUGAUAAUCCCAUUCCUCCCUAUUCUAUAUCUUUCAGUUUAGGACACUUUAGGACUCCUUUCAUUGCAUUCUUUUGAUUUUUACAUGUACCAUUUGCAAAGCUGUUUUUAGCUUCUUCCAGUGGCUUGUCAUCUAGUUAUUCUCAAGUUCAAAAUGCGUGCCUCAUUUCUCCCCCUAUUUCUGGGUUAUUUAUUUUACAAUUUUUGAGGGUUUUGAUUUUCUUUCUAAGCAUUACUCGUGUGCUCCCUACUCAAUGCUGUGCAUAUUUUGUACAUAUACUAUAAAUUAUUUGUACUUUAGACUGUUCUUUGA
Messenger RNA from Lotus japonicus, 2958 nucleotides. Its product is annotated as U-box domain-containing protein 3-like. The record is from RefSeq and is a predicted model, not a curated record. Gene Ontology annotation, biological process: protein ubiquitination. Lineage: Eukaryota; Viridiplantae; Streptophyta; Magnoliopsida; Fabales; Fabaceae. The transcript is spliced from 5 exons. Gene Ontology annotation, cellular component: cytoplasm; nucleus. Bases 228 to 2597 code for a protein of 789 amino acids. Gene Ontology annotation, molecular function: ubiquitin-protein transferase activity; protein binding.